CCACCAAGCAACAGGACUAUUCUGGACCCACCUAGUACCUAGACGGAUAGGAUAUGGAUGAAAUGGACGUGCAGCAGUGGGAGGGCUGUACAACAACAGAGGAGGUACUGCAGCGGCUGAAGUCGGUCGGAAUCAACAUGAUAAGCGUGACGAGCGCUCUGGCCAACAGCGUGCUGAUGAGAGACUUGCUAGCUACUUGCGAUGGGGAGACCUUGCUACACACUGCUGCUCGAGCCGGGGACGUAUCGAUAUUACUGGCAGUGGUACAAGCCUACAAGAAGUUUGCUGGACUCCUGGCCAAAGCUCUAGCUACCAUUGAUGGUAAACGUGGGGCGCUUCCUAUUCACAUAGCCGUCAGUCACUGCAACUACGAACACACUGCCCUGCUGUUGAAAGAGUACAAGGAGCACUCUCCUGAGUCCCUCACUGCUACCGUGUCUGGAGAGACACUCAUGCACAUAGCUGCCUCUAUGUGCGAUGGAGUUAUGAUAGUCAAGUACCUCCUCCGUGAGUACAGGGACAUCUGUGGACCAAUGUUGCUACUAGCUAGGAACAACGGGAGCACGCCACUACAAGUAGCUGAUGGAACUAAGUCUUCUGCAGAGUUUCAAUUGACUUGUGCCGAGUCUUUUGCAAGGACCGUCAAUGCCCAGGGCAGAAUGCCUCAGUCUGCACAGGACAGUACAAGAGAGUUUCACACACGGCGUCCAAGGCAACAACUUGAGAAAGCCAAGGAGAUUAUCAGUCUGUUGAGUGAACCAACAUUGCAGGCUAAAGCUGCAGAGGCAGAGAGAGAGACACUGCUGAGGGAAAAACAAAAGUUGCAAAAGCGGGAGUUGAAAAUUGCAGACGAGCUCAGAGCUCUGCUGCAGGAUGAAAAGUGGGAAGCGAUUGAGGAGUACGUAGUAUCAACUUGUGAAGAGACCCAAAAGCUAUCUCUCAAGUAUCUUGCGUCAGUGGUCGGUGGUGAUUCAGAGAUCCCAGUUGCUCUCCCGCCACUGACUAAGGAGGUGUUGGCUGUCACCAAGAAAUACAUUGGCCGGUCGGAGGAUGAUCCAUUCCUGAAGAGCUCUCUAAUGCUACUGGCUGAGUUUUCGCAUCAGAAAGACAGUGCCAGUCUACUUCUAAGUGACAAUGAGGGAGUGUUGUUGCUGGUCCUGAAACACCUCCGCAGUCUGCAGACUGACCUCCAGCAUCUCUGUGUCACCAUUCUCUUCCACACUGCCAUCAACACUGAAGACACUAGCCGUAUUCAAGACGAAUGGAGGCAGCCACUUCUCCUGGUUAAAAACUUUCCAUAGACCAAGAUGUACAGAGGCUGGCUAGAGAGACGCUAGAGAGGCUGGGAGCUAGUGGAGAGGUCCCGGACCCUGGGACCUGGUCCACCACAGAUGUCUGUUUCUGGAUGAACGGAAACACUCCUCUCGAGAGGAGGAGUGAGUUUGUUAAGGCGUUCAGAGAUGCCGAGAUCAGCGGACUCCACCUGCUUGAGCUGGCACCCACCGAGAUGUCAGGUCUGGGAGUGAAGUUUGUGUCAGACCAGAGAAAGCUCUCCAGUUUGAUUGACGGUAAAUGUACACGUCUGCUGGCUGUAUGUGUGCAUAGCUGGUGAGAAAGGUGGAGAUUUCUGUUUGUAGAUCUGCGGAGGCUGAACAUGCGGUCGAUGGUGGGGAGAAAAGACGUGUUCCUCAGCUAUGCCCACAUCAAUAUACAGUUCGCCCUACGUAUCAAGAGGACACUGAAUGAUGGUGGCUACAGUGUGUGGAUCGACACUGCCGGGAUAAGAGCUGGGCAGAAGUGGAGGACCGAGAUAGCUAACGGCAUUCACGACUCCGGAGUGUUUGUGUUUGUCAUGACUCCACGCUCAACCAGCUCCCAGUACUGCCACGAUGAGCUGUCUCUGGCUGAGGAGUACAAGAAGCCCAUUGUCACGGUCAAGUACCAGCAUUCUGAUGAGAUGGACCCUGGCCUCAAGCUUAUCGUCCAGAGAAGACAGGUCUACGGUAGACCAUGUUGUGUGGUAAAUAUCCCGAGUAAGGAUCCUGGUCUUUCCUCUGUAGUGGAUGGACUUCAGUGACGAUGGGCAGUUUGAUAGCAGUUGUGGUGAACUACUGGAGGCCGUAGGCAGACUCAUAGGCCCUGGCAGUGGACCAGAGGGACAAGAAGAGCAGAUAGGACACAAGCAUACUGUAGAGUCUUCAGCUCUGGAGACUGCAUCGGGGACUCCAGAAACUGAUGAACCGAUAAUAACAGGGGCUCUCUCUGCCGAUGAGAUCAGGGAGCUGGUGGUCAGAGAGGUGGCCAGAGCCACAGCUGAGCUGAGGAGCACCAUUCAAGCUCUGGAGGCUCGUGUGGAAACCUUGGAGAACCAACACUAGCCUGUCCUUUCAUCCCACCACCACUGAUUUUUAUACCACAACUAUCAUGAAUUGCUCAAUUUUUAUAUCAUGAGAAUGAUUUGAUAAAUACAAUCAUAGAUUUGAUAGAGUGAUGGGUGCCACUAGUUCAGUGUUUGCCGCAGCCAAACUGCUUAUUCCACUGGAUGUAGAGGUCGAGAUCUCGCUCCGAUACACUCGGUCGGAUGACGUGGAGAGCUGCCUGGAAAUCCUUGUAGAGCACCGGCCGCAUCUGGACAUUUAUUUACAGAAUUUUGGAGGU
Geodia barretti is the source of this 2658-nucleotide messenger RNA. Lineage: Eukaryota; Metazoa; Porifera; Demospongiae; Tetractinellida; Geodiidae. The record is from the annotation of a GenBank genome assembly.